Molecule: messenger RNA, 944 nt
Organism: Pelecanus crispus (Dalmatian pelican)
Lineage: Eukaryota; Metazoa; Chordata; Aves; Pelecaniformes; Pelecanidae
Source: RefSeq, a predicted model, not a curated record
AGGUGGAGUGUGUCGUCUUCAACGAGGAGUACAUGAACUGCACAUGGGGGAACAGCGAGACGCUCACGGCCAACUACUCCCUCUACUACUGGUACGAGAACAGGUCCCCCGUGGUGGAGUGCAAGCACUACCUGCAGGACCGGGGCAUCAGAUUUGGCUGCCACUUCAACCAGAGUGAGAUCAUCCAGUUCCAGCCCUUCCGUGUCCUCGUCAAUGCCAGCCUCGGCGGCAGGACCCUGAAGAUCCCCAGCGAGCGCAUGGAGCUGCAGGACCUGGUGAAACCAGGGACGCCUGUCAACCUGACCAUCCACAACAUGAGCAGCAACCAGCUGCAGCUGACCUGGACCUCCCCAUACCCCAAAGCCCAGUGCCUGGAGCAUGCCGUCAAGUACAAGAGCAACAAGGACACUGGCUGGACGGAGCACCAGGUGAAAGGAGACACCUUCUCCUUCCCCAGCGUGGACUAUGAGAAGUACUAUACCUUCUAUGUGCGCAGCAAGAUCAACAGCUACUGCGGCAGCACCAAGCUCUGGAGCGAGUGGAGUGUCCCCGUGGUCUGGGGCAGCAACUCCACCAGCAAGGGCCCAGCGGAGGAGCAGCUGCACUGGUUCUGGAUCCACACGGUCUUGAUCCCCAUUGCCUCCUGCCUGGUCUUGCUGGUCCUUGUUGUCCUGCUGGUGCGCAUGGAAAGGGUGUGGGUCAUCCUCAUGCCCCGAAUCCCCAACCCCAGCAAGAAUUUCGACGAGCUCUUCAUCACCCACAACGGCAACCUGGAGGAAUGGGCCGGAGUCCCCAAAGACGUCGUGGAGAGCUUCAAGCCCAACUACAGCGAGAACAUCUGCUAUGUGAGUGAGCUGCCCCCCAAGGACAGCUAUGAGCCCCUCUGGGAGAGCAGCAACCACCCACUGUCUGUGACGGCUGGGGCCCUGGCCACCCUCCGCCCU